This is a messenger RNA of Annulohypoxylon maeteangense, 749 nucleotides long. Its product is annotated as Sedlin. Gene Ontology annotation, cellular component: cytoplasm; TRAPP complex; nucleus. The coding region runs from base 90 to 581 and encodes 163 amino acids. Gene Ontology annotation, biological process: endoplasmic reticulum to Golgi vesicle-mediated transport. Lineage: Eukaryota; Fungi; Ascomycota; Sordariomycetes; Xylariales; Hypoxylaceae. The transcript has 2 exons. The record is from RefSeq and is a predicted model, not a curated record.
CUAAAGUUGAAGCUAUCCAAGACAUUCAACUUUGAAGAACCCGAUUCCCGUCGCAAAUGAUCGACAGAUAACCAACUUUACCACCGAAGAUGUCGUACUAUUUCGCCAUCAUCGGAACGCAGGAUAACCCGAUCUUCGAGCACGAGUUCGGCACCUCGAAGCAGGGCGGCGACGGACAACCACGCUUCAGCGACCAGGCGCGGCACAUGAACCAAUUCAUCGCGCACAGCAGUCUAGAUAUCGUCGAAGAGGUUCAAUGGGGGAGCGGUCAGCAGUACCUCAAGUGCGUCGACAAGUUCUUCAAUAACUACGUAUCCUGCUUCGUAACAGGCGGAAAUGUCAAGUUUCUCCUACUACACCAGCCGACGACGCCCGUAUCUACGACGUCAACACGUGCCUCUACAUCCAUCGGCGCUAACCCGACAAGCCCGCAGACCGAGGAGGCUAUUAAGAACUUCAUGCUAGAGGUCUACGAGAACUGGGUUAAGACUAUCAUGAGUCCCUUCUACAGAGCCAAUAUGGAGGUGAAGAGCCCGGUAUUUAGGCAGAGGGUUGCUGCGGCAGGGAGAAAAUACUUGUGAAGUAGGUAUCUACAUAGCAUCUAAGAUACGGAUGCAUGGGUAUUUUCAGGCAAAUAGAUCAAGGCGUUGGGAGUUAAGACAGGCAGGCAGCAACUGCGGGAUUAUGUUACAAAUUUUCUUAUCAUGGCUACGAUUGCAUUAAUACACAAUUAGUAGAUCAAGUUUAUC